Rhineura floridana is the source of this 1687-nucleotide messenger RNA. It is a transcript of the gene SH3BP5L, whose product is annotated as SH3 binding domain protein 5 like. The record is from RefSeq and is a predicted model, not a curated record. Gene Ontology annotation, cellular component: cytoplasm. Gene Ontology annotation, molecular function: protein kinase inhibitor activity. Lineage: Eukaryota; Metazoa; Chordata; Lepidosauria; Squamata; Rhineuridae. Bases 545 to 1684 code for a protein of 379 amino acids. Gene Ontology annotation, biological process: negative regulation of protein tyrosine kinase activity; intracellular signal transduction. The transcript is spliced from 7 exons.
GUUAAAGGGAAGGGUGGUUUCUCUUUGGGGAAGUGUUUCCGGUUCCGCUUUAGCUGGGGUUGGAGGAGGUUGCAACUGGAGCCGGAGCCCUGCCUACCCGUGACUGCUUCAGUUCUCUAGUUGCUGCUGGAUGCUGCCUUGGAGAAGGUGUCUUAAGGGUGUCUGGUGGAUGAGGGGGUGGAGGAUAUGCCUGGUGGGGAAUUUUCUCCACCCCCUCCAUGAGUGAGCUUCUGAUGUUAAGUGCCUCUCACAGCUAGGGAAUCUCUAGGACUAGAGCACUUAAGUUUUCCACAGAGUAAUCUGGCACCCUUUGUUCCAUUCCGGGUAGUAAAUUGUUCCUGCAGGGUACCCCAUUGCUCUCCAGGCCAGCACGGUAAUUUCUGCCGACCUUUUUUGCCGCAUGUGCCGAAUGCAUUUUUCUGAACCCAGAAGCCCCGUGCCAGCACAUUGUGGAUGGGCCUGGCGCUAGAAUGGUGCCUGCAUUUCUGUGACGAGGCCAACCCACCCAGAUAGGGAGGCUGCAGAGGACCAGUGGAGGCCUGCCAUGGAGGGCUCAGACCAGCGGUUGGUGCUGGGCAUGAACAUGGGGGAUGGGCGGCAGACACCUCCCGGGGAGCUCCGGACACCCACUGAAGAGGGGGAGGAGGAGAGGACACCUGUGCCUGAAGCCAUCUGUGAUGGUGGUGGCGAUGCCAAAGCCCCCCCAAGGAAAGAAGACGAGGAGGAAGAGGAGGAGCUUGACCCCCGCAUUCAGGAGGAAUUGGAGCACCUGAAUCAGGCCAAUGAGGAGAUAAACCGUGUGGAGCUGCAACUGGAUGAAGCCCGUACCACGUACCGGAGGAUCUUGUCAGAAUCUGCCAGGAAGCUUAAUGCUCAGGGCUCCCAGCUGGGGAACUGUAUUGAGAAAGCACGCCCUUACUACGAGGCCAGGCGCUUGGCCAAGGAGGCGCAGCAAGAGACCCAGAAGGCUGCCCUGCGGUACGAGCGAGCGGUUAGCAUGCACAACGCAGCCCGGGAGAUGGUUUUUGUGGCCGAGCAGGGUGUCAUGGCAGACAAAAACCGGCUUGAUCCCACGUGGCAGGAGAUGCUCAACCACGCAACGUGCAAGGUGAAUGAGGCCGAAGAGGAGCGGCUGCGCAGUGAACGGGAGCACCAGCGUGUCACCCAGCUCUGCCAGCAAGCGGAGGCGAGAGUGCAGUCGCUGCAGAAAUCCUUGAAGAGGGUCAUUGUGAAGAGCAAGCCCUACUUUGAGCUGAAGGCUCAGUUCAACCAAAUCCUUGAGGAGCACAAGGCCAGGGUGACCUCCCUGGAGCAGCAGGUAGCCCAGGCCAAGAUGCGCUAUUCAGUGGCUUUGCGGAAUCUGGAGCAGAUCAGUGAGCAGAUCCAUGCCCGGCGGCUCCAGCGCCUGGUAGGACGGCGAGCUUCCCCAGUCGGUGCUGAAGCCAGCCCAGCGUUGCUGUAUGGAGGGAUGGCCCUGCCUCCUGAGCCUCCCACCUCUGCUGACACACUCUCCGUGCUCAGCUUCCAGACCAUCGCCUCCGACCUGCAGAAGUUCGACUCCGUGGAGCACCUGCUGGGGCUGUCCGAUGCUGCCAGCCUCAACAGCGACGAGCUGGAGGAGAGGGAGCAGCGCCGCAGUGCCCAGCCUCACUCCUUCAAACACCACCGCAGCAUCAGCCUCUGAUAU